Messenger RNA from Alnus glutinosa, 963 nucleotides. Its product is annotated as transcription initiation factor TFIID subunit 8. Bases 159 to 947 code for a protein of 262 amino acids. Gene Ontology annotation, cellular component: transcription factor TFIID complex. Lineage: Eukaryota; Viridiplantae; Streptophyta; Magnoliopsida; Fagales; Betulaceae. The record is from RefSeq and is a predicted model, not a curated record. Gene Ontology annotation, molecular function: protein heterodimerization activity. The transcript has a single exon.
UUUCAGGUUGUCAAGGUCGGAGGUUCUACCCCCUCUCCUUCUGACUCGCCUCACUGUUGUGGGCGAGAGAGUUUUCUUCUUUACUUGCCUAUUUGAAAAGCUAGACAAGUAGGGUUUUAGUCAAAGUCCAGAAGACGCAUCUUCCCUGCUAAACUACUAUGAAAGCAAAAACCCUAACAACGACGACAAUGAAGAAAACAACGACGACAUUGCCAUCAGAUUUCUGGCUCGCCAUUGCCAGAACCGCAGUCUCGCAGAUCUGCCAGUCGGUGGGCUUCAAUGCCACCCAGCUCUCGGCGCUCGAAACCCUCACCCUGGUGGCCACCAAGUACCUGCAGGCCAUUGCCCACUCCGCCGGCUCCUUCGCCAAACACUCCGGCCGCAUCCAAUCCAACCUCCUCGACCUCACCCACGCCCUCCACGGCGUCGUCUCUCUCCACAGCGGCGGCUUCUCCGGAGGCUCCAUUCUCCACAAAGACUCUUCCACUCUGCUGCUCACCUCUGGGGUCCUCAAAGACCUCUCCAGGUUCGUGGAGUUCCAUGAAGAAAUCCCAUUCGCCAAGCCCAUUCCCCGCAGGAAUUGUAGUACCCCCGAGAAUUCGAUUCCUGCCAGCCGUAUAUCGGAUCAUUCCCAUGUGCCCAAAUGGCUGCCCGAAUUUCCGGAAGGGAAGGAAAAUAGAGCGGGAGAGGAUAUAUUGUUGGAGGAAUCGGUUUUAGUGGGGGAUGGUUGUGUUGGAAGGAAUUCCAAUGAUGGAAAGGACAAUCAUAAUGGGAAAAGGGUGGUGGUGGUGGUGAAGGAGCGGAACAAGGAAUUGGGGGUUGUGGGGAGAGAGAGUGUGAGGUUUAGAAUUGGAGGGAAAAGGAUGUACUGGAGUAAUGUUAAAAAUAGAAGUAAAGGGAUUGAGGAGGAUAACAAGAGUAGUGGGUUCAAGAGGAGAAGAAGAUAAUCCGUGAAAUAUAUAC